CCCUACCCUAAAUACCUAAUUCCGAUUCUGCCGUUUCUGAGAUUUCUCCCAGACAGCCGACGCAGCGAUUCUCCCAGGCUCCCAGCGACGGCCGACGAGCACUCCAGCAGACAGCAAUCAGUGACCUUCUCCGGCGACGCAUCGUAUUCGUGAACCACCAGCCACCAGGUUGAUCUUCUCUAAGUGAAGAGAAUAUGGCGUGUACCAUUGAUUUUAGGUGCCUGGAUGAGGGCUUCGGAGGCAAAACUUACAAGCGAAAGAGGGCAGAGAAGGAAGCCCCCGGCGAUGUAUCGGAGGAAGACGCGGGCACCAUGGAGGUGGAAGAGGAAAGCGGCCCCCCUCCGUCGAAAAGGCAGGCGGUCCCUUCUUCUGAGGAUCCGAACAGGCCGACGUACGACGGUGUUAUAGCGGGGAAGGUGUCAGGUAGGAAGUGGAAGCAGGCACGGACGCACAGGUCGUCGGCGGUGCAGGUGAGCCGGAAGGGGAAGACGCUGGAGCAGAGGGUGAAGGAGAAAGAGAUAAAGAAGGCGUACAAAGAGAGAAUGAAUGAACUGAAGGAGGAGAUAAGGCAGAACAAGAUAGAGAAGCGGCAGAAGAGGGAGGAGAGGGAGAAGAGGAAGAAGGACAACAUUCUCAAGUCUGGUACCAAGUUUCAAAAGAUCACCAACCCUAAGACUCUUAAGAAAAUUGCCAAAUCUGCCAAGCAUAAGAAGCUCCUCAAGGUUGUUUCCGAUGAUCUUCUUAAGUAGUAGCAUCUCUUUGCCCCUUUACUUGUGCUUCUUAUACCUUCCUUUUCAUUAUAGGUCUCUGGAAAUGGUAUGAUUUUAUUUCAAUUUCAAUUUCAAUUUCAAUCAUGUAAACUGUGUUUCAAUUCUUGUUCUCUCAUUAUAUAGUAUAGGGCCAACAGGACUAGUGUUGAGAAGAGGAUUAUUAGUCUACAAUUUUAAAUGCUUCAAACUGAAGCUCUUGGGCAUGUUGU
Messenger RNA from Ipomoea nil (Japanese morning glory), 979 nucleotides. Its product is annotated as coiled-coil domain-containing protein 86-like. The transcript is spliced from 2 exons. Gene Ontology annotation, cellular component: nucleolus. The record is from RefSeq and is a predicted model, not a curated record. Bases 195 to 749 code for a protein of 184 amino acids. Lineage: Eukaryota; Viridiplantae; Streptophyta; Magnoliopsida; Solanales; Convolvulaceae.